This is a messenger RNA of Bursaphelenchus xylophilus (pine wood nematode), 2299 nucleotides long. The record is from the annotation of a GenBank genome assembly. NCBI's taxonomy places the organism in Eukaryota, Metazoa, Nematoda, Chromadorea, Rhabditida, Aphelenchoididae.
AUGUUGUUUUCUCUUUCACUGCUCUUUGUUUUCCACUUUUGGUGUGCCACGGCAAUUGAAGCUAUGCCGGACGGUAAGUCUUUGCGUCUGAAAACUGAGAGCAAAACGUUUUAGCAACCAACAAAUAAGUACAUAUUAGGUUUGGCUUGCGAGAUCAAUUAUACAGGGUGUUUCAAGAAAUUUGGCAGAAACUAGUUGCAAAUAUUUUUGGGCUCUUGCUAGUUAUCGCAGAAAUUCUUUUUGUUUCUAAAACUUGACAGCGGGCGGUUUUGUACUGAACAAAAAAAAAAAUUUUUCGUCGGCGGAGAGGCCAGUUCUCGGCGGAGACAUUUGGGGCCUUUUUUAAAAAUCACACCUUAUUACAUGGCGGAAACUCUGUUACAGUGGCCGAAAUCAUGUUUACGUUACACCUCCGUGGAUUUUACGGUAUGCUUUUUUUGCGUUUUCGAUUUUACGCAACAUCCGCGGAGGCGCGGCGGAGACCUCAGAUUUCGGCGGACUUUGUUUUGGGCCCUCGGUUUUUGCAAAUCCAUGUUGGAAAAAAGGUUGGGGCGAUUUUUUGUUGUCAUCCGAUGCACAGAUGGCAAAAAUUUUGUACUUUUUCCCCCCGGCGGAGGAUUCGGCGGAGGCUUUAUCAAAAGGGUCAAAACAAAAGUUUGACUCUUUUGAUAAAGCCUCCGCCGAAUCCUCCGCCGAUGUGUCCGCCGGACCAAAAAAUAAGAAAAAUGAUGUUGCUGUGAUGGAUUCUUGUAGCUGAGUUUUUUCCCGGACUCCUAAGACUGUUCUGACCCUUUGAUAAAGCCUCCGCCGAAUCCUCCGCCGGGGAAAAAAGUGCGAAAUUUUUGCAUCUGUGCAUCGGAUGACAACAAAAAAUCACCCCACACUUUUUUCCAACCCGAAUUGAAUGAUCCAAAGAGUCAAAACGACGUCCGCCGAAACCUGAGGUCUCCGCCGUGCCUCCGCGGAUGAGCGAAAAUCGAAAACAAAAAAAGCAUACCGCAAAAUCCACGGAGAUUUAACGUAAAUAUGAUUUUGGCCACUGUAACAGAGUUUCCACGAUGUAAUAAGGUGUGAUUUUUAAAAAAGGCCCCAAAUGCCUCCGCCGAGAACUGGCCUCUCCGCCGACGAAAAAAAUUUUUUUUUGUUCAGUACAAAACCGCCCGCUGUCAAGUUUUAGAAACAAAAAGAAUUUCUGCGAUAACUAGCAAGAGCUCAAAAAUAUUCGCAACUAGUUUCUGCCAAAUUUCUUGAAACACCCUGUAUUUCCAGCCCCUUUUGAUACGGGGAUCAUCAAGCGGCGACCUAUUUCGGCCGUUCUCUCGGAGACAAUCAACGAUUUGAUGCCUAAGACUCGGCUUCCUGGUUCUAUGGCUAAAACAACCCAUCUGAACCAAAAUAUGGCCAGGGAAUUGAUGAAGGAAGCCAUGAGGAGGCUUUAUAAACAACAACAUGACGAAGAUCCUUCACUUCCCUUGGAGGAUUUCCUUGUUGAUUUCAUCUUCCAGAUGCAAGAUGAGGUGGAAAAGAGAUGCCCAGGUGAGUGAUUGUGAACAUUACAAAAGUCAUGAAAAUUUCAGCUUGUCCAGUGCCAGACUACAGUCCCUUACAACAAAUGGAGGCAAGUGUCGUUCGAGCGGAGCUGAAGGACAUCAAAGCUCAUCCCGAGAAGUUCUGCAGAGGAGUCAACACGAAGCUUGAUCCACACAAGGAAAAGCAGGUUCAUCCGAUUGAAGCUUUCAAACUCCAUCCGUUCCUUUUCUCAGAUGGUAAGAGAAAUCCGGACGACUUGGAGAUUGAUAAUAUUUGGGGAUCGACUUUAUAUGUGGACUACUUAAUUUUAAGGCUUGUUGUUUUAUCGUUUCGAACGGUCAACCCGCCAAAAGCAGUCCAAACACCUCGCAGAUGACAGGAGAAAAUUUUGAGCUUUACAGGGCCAAGUUUUACCAAAUGAGAACCAAAAUUGUUCGUUUCAGAAGCCCUCCAAGUCGGGGACGGAGCCAAGAUUGAGAAGCCAAACUCGGACGUAAUCUCAUGGCUAGAUGAUGUAAUGAAGACGAAGAAUAUCAAGCCCAAAUACGUUCAUCUAAAAGGAUCCUCAGAGUUUGUGCGAAGAGGUUUGGACACGCUCUUCCCAGUGAAUGAAGUAGAAACGAUGAAAAGGACACACGGCGAGAACCACAGAAGCCUCAAGGACAUGAUCAGAGAAGACGGAGUUGAUCUGGAUUAUUUGGAGAGAAAAUAUGGCACUCAAGCCAUCGAUGUUCAAGGCAAUUUGCUCAACCAUUAUGUUCCUUAUUGA